This is a messenger RNA of Lytechinus pictus (painted urchin), 5748 nucleotides long. RefSeq names its product pre-B-cell leukemia transcription factor 1-like. The transcript has 6 exons. The record is from RefSeq and is a predicted model, not a curated record. Lineage: Eukaryota; Metazoa; Echinodermata; Echinoidea; Temnopleuroida; Toxopneustidae. Gene Ontology annotation, molecular function: DNA-binding transcription factor activity, RNA polymerase II-specific; RNA polymerase II cis-regulatory region sequence-specific DNA binding. Gene Ontology annotation, biological process: embryonic organ development; neuron development; regulation of transcription by RNA polymerase II. Bases 50 to 1255 code for a protein of 401 amino acids. Gene Ontology annotation, cellular component: nucleus.
UCUGAGUAUUCGCGGAGCUCAAGAAGAAGAGCCGCCCGAUCCACAGUUGAUGCGGUUGGACAAUAUGCUGAUAGCAGAGGGCGUGGCAGGGCCAGAGAAGGGCGGAGGAUCGGCGGCGGCGGCAGCAGCAGCAGCAGCGUCGGGCGGAGGACUAGGCCAACCGGAGAAUGCUAUCGAACAUUCAGAUUACAGGGCGAAGCUGGCUCAGAUCAGGCAAAUCUACCAUACGGAACUUGAAAAAUACGAGCAGCAGGCAUGUAAUGAGUUCACAACGCACGUCAUGAACCUGCUCCGAGAACAGAGCAGGACGCGACCCAUCGCCCCCAAGGAGAUCGAGCGCAUGGUCAGCAUCAUCCACCGCAAGUUCAACGCCAUCCAGGUCCAGCUGAAGCAGAGCACCUGCGAAGCUGUCAUGAUUCUACGCUCAAGGUUCCUGGAUGCCAGGAGAAAACGAAGGAACUUCAGCAAGCAAGCAACAGAGAUCCUCAACGAAUACUUCUACUCCCAUCUUAGCAACCCCUACCCAAGUGAAGAAGCGAAAGAAGAACUAGCAAGGAAGUGCGCCAUCACGGUAGCACAGGUUUCCAAUUGGUUUGGUAACAAGAGGAUCCGCUACAAGAAGAACAUCGGCAAGGCCCAAGAAGAAGCCAACCUCUAUGCUGCAAAGAACGCCGCCUCGGCCGUCUCCAGUGUCAACCCGUCCAGCCAAUCGCAGGCCUCGGCCGGCUCCCAGGAGGGUCAGUCACCGGGCACGCCCACCUCGGGCUCGGGAGGGGGCGGUGGCUACGGCAUGUCAUCGGGUGGGGGCAUGAUGGGAAGCAGCGGAACAGAGUACAUGGGGAUGCCGAAUGGAGACAGUUACCAGCUGCCAAAUCAAGUGGGUGCCAACGUUCAGUCCCAGGUGGCGAGCUUAAGACAGGUCAUAUCACAGACAGGUAGCUACAACAGCGACAGCCUGCCCCCUCACUCCCAGCCGCCGUCCAUUUACAACCCCUCAUCCCUGGGCCAGUACCCUUCAGGGAGGGCUAGCGGGGACAUGGACACCGGGUCCCAUGACCGUAUGGGUAGCGGUAGCGACAGCCAGCACACCUCACCCCGGGGUGGGGGUGACGACCGAAGCAGCAACGGGAACGUCAACGAGGACGGCAGUGCCAGCUGGGCUGGCGGGCAAUCCAACCUCGACUUCAGUAUUCAACCGAUAGAGGGCGCUAACUUUGACGACGGCCGGGAUUCACGCAGCAGUAGUAAACACUGAGACACUGCUCGGAGACAGUGUGAACCUCCAGAUUUUUUUAGGACUUUCCUUUUUUAUCUUUCGCUCUAUCUAUGGCCCUUUUUUAUGUUUUUUUUCACAAAUAUCAUUUUUAGGGAUGUUUUUUUUAAUUCUAAUAAUUACAAACUGUAUUCAGACUUUGGUAGUUUAAUUUCUUCCAUUUUACUCAAUUAUGUUUUCAAGUAGCAUACAGAAGCAGCUGUGUUUCAGAAUUCAGAAUUUUUUCUCACAUAUUGAAACAUUACACAUGUUUUGGUUUGUUUUUAUUCAAAAGAGCAUAAUUUGCAUUUAUUGAUUCAAAUUGUGCCAAAAAGCAAAAAGUAAUGCGAUGAUUACAUCUUUUCAAAAGUAUUUAUUGCCAUUAUUUAGUCUUUUCAGGGACAAAAUAAGUAUGUAAUUCAAAUUAGAUUCUGAUUUCAAUCAAUUUUCAAGGGGAAAAUUAUGGCUGUAGUAUAGACCAUCCAGAAUAUUACAAGUUAACUAUAAAGUAAAAGUCUGAAGGAAUAUAUUCCACAAUAGAGAUGUUUCAUGAUUGCCAAAUAAACAAAUUUGCUUUAAAAGGCAAAAUUGACAUGAACACCACUCAAUAGCAGAGAAAUUCUUCCAAAACACAAUAUCACAUCAAUUUAGCCUUUCCUUAAAAAUAUUCCUAUAUCACGUAUCCCCGCUGUCUACCAAUUAAGUCGGUGUAAAACUUUGCACCUUAAAAUUGUCAAUUUAAUAAAGACUUGUCUUGAACACAGAAUUAGUAUAUACUGUAUGUCCUGAAAGAGAAUCUUCUCCUAAAGUAUCUUCUCGCCUUUUUUAUGAGGUAUGUUUGUGCUUGGUCAAUCAGGAGGUAUCCUGUUCUGUGAUGUAAAAUUUGUAUUUUGUCAAAAGGAGAUAUGGCUACAAUAAAUUGAUCUAGAUGUCCGUAAAGUCAUAAUCCUACAUGUACUCUUGUAAUCAGAGUUGCAGUAAAAUUUCAUUGCCAAAUACCUUGUCAACUAAAUUGACAUGAGAUUAAAAAGGCGUUACUAUUACGACAUAUGUAAUAGCAAUCUUGUGUGUUCAUGAUAGGUUUAUUUAAUUUGCAAUUUUUGGAGUGUUAAGUUUGUUAUACUCACUCUGACAUUCAAACUUCUAACUUUCUCCAACAAAGCAACUCGGCUGAUCUUGUGUGGACCUCGUAUGUAAAGGAUUUUGAUUAUCGUAUUCUUUAAAAUAAGAAUUUUUAGCUAAGAGUUCGGACUUUCAUUACUUUUCAGCAUUGUCUUUCGAAGGAGAGGUGUUUUGAUCAUAAAAUGGAAACUUAACAUUUUGCUUUUUAAUAUUUUAAAACAUAUUCACAAGGAAAGGUGGUUAUGAAUCUGUGGCAGAUUUCAUGAAUUAAUGACACUAUUCAUUAGUUUGUAUAUUGAGAAAAGAUCCAAUGAUAAGCUUUCGUCAGUCUUGUUACCAUGGUUUCAGCAUAAAGUAGCCCACAAUAUUGAACUACUGAGUAUACUGUUUUAAUUUACACAUAUUAAAUGGUUUCUUAAACCAUAUCAACCAGUAUAAAUCUAGUGCCCUUCAUAGAAUUUUAGACCCCUUCAUUCUCUGCACACUAAUUCAGACCAUAGUUAAUGUAUGUAAUCUGCAUAAAACUUGGUGUUAGCCACAAAUCCAUAACCUCAUUUGUGAAGUCGUGCCUAGGAAUUUCUUAUCUUUCACCUCCGGUUGCAAGAUGAAUUGAUUAAACAUUCUUCCUUUUAUAACCGCUGAAAUAUACCAAGAUUUGAAUUAGCAUUUCAUUCAUUCAUUCAUUCCAGAUGAACUCAUUCUGUUAAAAUUAUGUUCAUAAACCUAUUUUUCAGUUGUAACAAACCGUAAUAUCGGUAAUAGAAAAUGGAAUCACUGUGGUCUAUCUUCUAUCCUGAUGAGAAGAUGGUUUAAGGGUUGCUCAUGAAAAUGAAUUUGAGGAAUUAAACCCGUUUUUGCUAUUAUUAUUCAUGUUUUCUUAUAAGAUAAUUAUCCAAAAACAGUCUCAUCUGUUCUAUAUAACAUUGGACAGGUUUCAAUUGUACAUAAGAAUUUCAGAAACGACGGUGUGUUUUGGAGAGGAAUCUAAUUAAGACUCUGGGUCCCGUAACACAAAGGUUAGCGAUUAAUCGUACGCUUGCUUUUUACGACUGAUUGUACAUUGUAGUCAAUGGGAUCGAUCGUAGAAAAUUGUUCUACGAUCAUUGCAAUUGGUUACAAAAGCUUUGUGUUACGGGGCCCUGGAGAUUUUCCUUAUUUACCUUACGUUCAAAGGACUACGCAGUUUGGACAUUGUAAAGCUUGAAAGUUUUUAUUUAUAACCUCCUUGCCAACGAAUUUUUUUUAAACAUAGAUGGUGUAAAGUAUUCGAAGAAAUAUUGAAGGCAUUUUGUGAGAAAUAUGAAAUAAUUUUUUUCAGCUUUGUGUCUCUUUCAUUGUACAAAUCCAUUCAUGCUUUUAACAAAAAAAAAUCAUCUUUUGUAUCCUUUAAAAAAAAUUGUUAGCAGUGAUAAAUGAUUAUUGGGGCCCGUUGCAAAAAGGGUUGGGUUCAAACACAACUUAAAAAAAAUCAAGCGGAAGUCCCUAGUAUGCAUAUUUCAUUGGUUGAAAGUCGAGAUGGGAUUGAUUUUUGAAGUUGUGUUUGAUCGCAAUUCUCUCUGAAACAGUCUCGCUCUUUUUAUUUUGCUCAUAGAUACACUGAAUUGUGUUUAUGUUUGUGAAUUAUGUUUGGCUCUUCGUUGAAAUUGCCAAAAUUCUGGGCUGUGGUACCUUAGGUUGGGAUAGGGGUGGGGCGUCGUUAUUGAGGGGAAGUUCACCCCGACAUAGAGUUGGUUUUGAUAAUUCAAAUAGAAAUACAACGGAACAUGCCAAUGAAGUUUGGGGUAAAAACACGGAAAGAGCAAGUUAUGGAUUUUUAAUUUUAGUCAUGUGACAUCACAUGCUAACAGCCCCCCCCUAUCACGUGAUAUAAAUUCCAUGUUGUUACUUUCAGUCAUGGGCGGCAGAGCAUAGAGCAGGGGAUUAUCUUAUGUGUUUGGGGGAGGGACGCAACAAUAGAAGCCCCCCCCCCCCCCCCAUGAACAAAGGAUGAACCUCUGCACCAACACCCAUGCUUUCAGUCAUAUAAUUUUUUUUUUAAUGUGAAGCUAUGACAAAGUCAAAGCUGCUCGCUUAUGACGUCGCAAAGUCAAAAAUUCACAACACUUAUUGGGAUUUUCAUCAUUUCUUCACAUAUUUUUCAAUCCAGCUUUUAUGAAACUGGACUUUUCGUCAGGGUGAACUUCCCCUUUAGAGGCCAGUCAUCCGGCCAGUCAUGUAUCACUGAAUCAUUGGAGAUCAUUAUUAGCUAUAACGGAUAUUGUAGUUGCAGCUUAAAAAAAUAUAUAUAUUAACAUUGUAUUUGUUACAAAGUGGGAAAUACGGUUAUAUUUCUCAAACCACACACAAUCUUUCAGGCAAUGGAGAACGCGAAGAAAAACGACACUGCAACAACGUUUUAAUGGCAUAAUGUUGCUUAGGACAUUAAAACAUACCAGAACUAUAACAUGACAAUAGUUCAACUUGGUGAUCAGUUCCAUGUCUGAUGCCCCAUGUGUUGGACUUUACUAAAACCGUUUGUCUCAGAUUUCUAGCUAAUUAUGACAGGUUAUGGUCCUCUUGAACUUCUCAUGGCUUGAGAAAAUUGUGAAGUAAGCAUUAAUGGAGAAAAGGGUUGAUAAUUUCAUGGAAUUUCUUUUGAAACAGAACUAUUUUUCAAUGGGGAACGUUCCCAUAAAAAAACGGUUCUGUUUCGAAAGAAAUUUUAUGAAAUUAUCAACCAGCAUUUCCAACGUUAUGGUCUUCGCUGUUGGAGAUAUUAUUUUCCCUCACCACUUGACUUGAAUUGCCCUAGUCUCAACUCAGGAAAUACAAAACUAGCUUGGGCAAUAUGUGUACGUCUCCUUCACAGCCAGUCAAUGUUGUGUGAUUGUAACAUCAUUGAAAUGAUCAUUGCUUAUUAAUUUUUGCUUGAAUACCUCCAAUUCACCCUUUCUACAUUAAUCUUUAUUUCUAUUUUUGAAAGUUUAGAAAUAAUCGUCAGUGAUACAUGGCUAGCCCAUUCAAAGAAAUUAACAUGAUUUUGAAUAGUUUCAGUAACAUACUGAUAUGAAUAACCGCAUACCAGUAAUAGGUAUUCAGUCGUACAUUGGUUAAAGUUAAAUGAUGAUUUGCCCCAAUUCCCCUUCUGUGUCUGUUCUAGCAUUUUGCGUCCCAGAUUGGAUCUAUUUGCUGAAGUGGCUUAAAGAGUAAUUGAAAAGGGGUUCUCCCUUUCCCCGGGAGUCAAACUCCACCCCACCCCCAUGCUUGUGUUUCAUUACUUUUUAUUAUUAUUAUUAGCUGACCUGCAUUCUAUGAUUUCAACUAGAGUUUAACAAGUUAACAUGUGAGGAUACAAUGUUACCAUCAUGUACAUAAUAAAACAUUGUAUCACUGGA